CGCCCGGAACACACACGGUGGUGUGGGGAGUCUCGCUCGGAACACAGGGUGUGCGGGGUGUGGUGUUCGGAGAGGGACGCUCGGUGGCCGCUGGACAGCACUGAGCCGGACGGACUGGACACGCCACGGAGACGGAACGGUCGCCAGGCUGAGGAUCGGGAGCGGUGGAUACAGACAGGUCUGAGCCAUGGGCUCUGCACGGCGCCCGUCCGGCCUCAGGGCCGAUCUUCUCCGCCCCAUCUCCCGGGUCUGAGGCCCCGCAGCGACGGGAGGCUCCCGGGACGCUGGGAAGACUGCAGCUGCUCCCCGCGCGUGGUCGUGAGAAGCGGCGAAGGACAUCGGAUAAUUGCAGACGCCUGACGAGACCGGCAGAGGACCUGGCGUGGCCGUGAACCCGUGUGAUAGACGCGUGAGCUCGAACGCAUGGCUGUACUCACGGAACUGACGGCGCCGGGCCAGGGAAGCUCCACCCCGGCGAGCCGCGCGGCCGCCGGCGCCGUGCCGCGACCCGGGGGUCAAAUGGUGACCUCCUCUGACCCGGAGAGUGACACCAGUGACCCGGCCACGGACCAGAGCAGUGACAGUCUGGCGCGCUCGGCGGCCGCCGGGCCGGGUCAGCGGGCGACGGCCGCCGCACCGGCCACCCAGGCGCUCAACUCGCGGGUCAGGCUGCCGAUGAGCGUGCGACUCUCCGCGGCGCCCGGGUCGUCACACGACUCCACACACGAGUCCGGGCAGGAGUCGGGUCAGGACUCUGCGCAGGAGUCGACACACGACUCGGCGCAGGAGUCCGCAGAAGAGUCCGGUCAGACUUCGGCCCACAAUUCCAGCCAGGAUUCCACCCAUGGAUCGCCGACGGCGUCCGACAGCGACAGCAAAGGAACGGCGAGUGGCGGCAGCCUGACCUAUGUCACGCCGGACGAGUACAUGCGGCGACAUGUGCACCCGAGGCCAGCGCGGGCCCGCAGCAGCCACCGGCGUCGAUCCAGGGAGGUCUCCUUCUCCAGCGAGUCGCCCGAGCUCUACUUCCAGUCGGGCCGGAAGUACACACACCGCUCGUAUGGAGGCCUCUGUCUCAGCAUGUCCAUAGUCGCCGUCAUCGUGGCCGUUAUAGGCAUCGUGUCCGUUGCCGCCUACCUCGGAGUCGCGACCAAGGAGGAUAAACAAGCUUUACAAUACGAGAUGCAGUACGCGGGACAGUUCCGCGUUCUGCACGGAGACGUUUACCACCGGGAGCUGGAAGACGCGCGGUCGGACGACUUCAGACACAAGGCCGCUCGCUACCAGAGAAUGCUGGAGACGCUGUACGGAGCCAGCUCCGUCUCCGAGGCGUUUCGCCAUGUGGACGUGCACUCGUUCGACGGACAGCCGCUGACGGUCUUCUUUCGUCUUCAUCUCGACAGAAGGAAAAUACCCAGGUCUGUCGUGGACACGGAGGAGGCGCUGAGGGGCGUCCUGACCCAGGAGGUGAUGGCCCUCCAGCCGAAGGCCUUCCGAGCGCUCCAACUCGACAUCAACAGUAUUCACAUCUCACGGGAGAAGAAUCUACCUGGAUUGUCACCUGUGCUGACCUCGGACGUGAGCUCGACAUCGGGCCAGCCUUCAGGCGGCUCGUCUCAGUCGUCCUCUGCCAGUCCGGAUCACCGAGCACCAGGCGGCGUGGCGACCAGCGGAUCGGGUUCGGACGUUCACCAACUGCAGGACUGGGUCCGACCGCCCCGCGUCGGCUCUGUGAUGCUGCAAGGACAGGGACCUACCGGAGAUGCAGCGGAGACGGAGUUGGGAGAGGAACCGUCUCCCGCACUUCACGGCAGACCCAUCACCGAGUAUCAGCCCUCAGAGUACGGUGACUUCCCUCCGGCUCUGGUCGGCCGCCGGUCGGACCUAGCGACGGCCGCCUCGGUGGAGUCGCACCUCUGGGGCACCGGCGGCGUCUCGCAGCUCCCGGCGCGCCCACCCCGACCCCGACCUCCCCACGGUGACUCGGCAGGGGCCGGCGUCGUGCCGUCAGCUGGUGGUGACCGGGCGCGGCCGGCGGCCGGUGCCGGGUCGCGCCCGGCGCCGCCCGAGAUCGUACCGUUCGUGGACAGGCCGUCAGUGCAGUUGCCGGAGUACGAUCGUACCCCGUGGAGGCCGGUGUUGCCGUCUGGAGAUGAAUCGUCCCCGGGGCAGCGGGUGGCGGCUGUGGGCCCGUCUCUACCGCUGGCUCCCGGGCUGGGUGAGACUCAAGGCGGCGAGAGCAGUCCUCCGUCUCAGACAGGACAGGGCAGUGUCUGGGAUGAAGAGGCUGAAACUUACCCGGAGGAGCAUCGACGCGGCCCAGACCAGUUUCCAGUGAAACACGAUUUUUCAGCACCAGCUAGUCCGAUGGAUCCUGUCCAACCCAGACCAGAUGCAAUUGAGUCAAACCCUGAGACGGAUCUACCUGCUCCGUACUGGCCCAAAUUUUCCUCCGCGAGUUACCGUCCCCCUCCGCGACCAUCGCGACCUCCGGCCAUCCCUUCUGUGGCCUCCUUCCUCCCAAGCCCCGACAAACUGGGAGCAGGACUCCUGCAGAUGCUCUCAGAGUUCGUACUGGCGAGGACGAAACCCACAGUGCUGUCCAGGACCGAACCAAAUGAGCAGCUGGUGACUGGGCAGUCGCAGGCUGUGACUGAACAGUCUCAGCCAGUGACUGAGCAACCAGAGCCGGAGACGGAACUACCGGAUCCGGAGACGGAGCAGCUGGAGCCGGAGCAGCUGGAGCCGGAGCCGGAGCGGCAGGGGCCAUCAGACACCAGCGACCAGAUGGAUACAGAAGAACCAGCGACGUUGCCGCCGCUUACUGUCGUGCUGAAGCCUGCUCCCGCCAAAGCUGGUUUGACCGAGGACGGAGACUUCGUCACCACACCUGACGUAGUGUCGUUCCAAACAGUGCCACCACACCUCCACUUCCACACCGGUCCGGGAGGCGUUCCAGCGGCCUGGCCGACUCCACCAGGCACGGCGGAGGGAGCUGUACCGGCCCCGGUGGGCCCGUCACCUCUGGGCACCACCUGGCCAGCAGAGGCAGAGGGAGACUCUGCCGCCGUAACCGUCUCACCUGAACAGGCCUGGGAGCGCGACGGGCACGUGACCAGGCCCUUCUUCCGCCCGGUGACCUCAUACUCAGGGGUGUAUCCGCCGAGCCGGCCGAAACCACCGUCCCUUCCGCAUCCAGAGUACCCUGCUGUAGGCGAUGAGUCCAACCCUCCGUCCUCAUACUAUGAUACCAAUGAGGAAGGCGAGGAAGACUACUUCUACUACGACACUGAGAUCUUCACCGGCAACGAUCCCGUACACAGCAUUUUCGACAUGUUCUCCACCAGGAAGCCAUUGGUGCUGGAUACAGACAUCGUGACCUCGACUAGCGUCAGAGAACGGUCGCUGGCGGAGGGACGGGCGGCGUCAGGUCUGUCGGAGGGUGCCGCCCAGAGGAGGGGGCCAGGACGGAGGAAAUACAGCGGCAGAGUGCGGAAAGACGGCAAGGAAAGCACGCUGAAAAAGGGAGAUGGUGAGAGUGUUCCAGUGUUGAACGGCGAGGCUGUGAAUGAAGUAAAUGUGACCAGUGCAAAUCUGAGACAUAAGCGGAGUUUGGCGUGGCUGCGGCUCAACUACCCUCGCGAGGACCGGCCUGAUAUCUCGGAGCCCUCGUCGCAGCCGCGGUCUCGGCUUUACGCCAUUCGGAGAUUACCAAGUCCAACCCAGACACCUGUCUCUUCACAGAGACCUCACCACCCUGCUGAGCCCGCUGACGCCGACCUCAGCUCCGCCUCCGGUCCCGUAGCGGCGCGGCGCGUCCGACGUCCCUUACACAGCUCCCAGUCGGUGGCCAGUCUGGCGGCUCGUCUGAGGCUGGCUGCUUCACCCACCGAACGCCCUCGGCGCGGUUCCCGACACCGCCUACCACCCAGAAGAGAGAAACUCGCCGAUAAACUGAUGCGAUUCCGUGGAGUGCGUUCACGGGGGAUCUUUGCGACUACUGCUCGGCCUGAGCGGCGCUGGAGACUGGAAGGCACCACGCGUCUUCCCAACAGCGCUCCGAUUCAAGUGAUUAAGUACGACGAGGGAGCGACGGUGGACGAUAUUCUUGAUAGGAUUUUCGAGACGAGGCGCGAGUUUGAGAGCUCGAAGGAGAAUGAGGUAGGCUCGUCGGACGAGGCGGCGAAGGCUGUGACGGAGAGUAGUUCCAGUGAGCUGUGGAAGAACCCUGAGGCGGACAGGACUGAGUGGCAGGGCUCCGAGAAGAUGGAACUCUGGUCACCCGUAAAGGAGAACGUCCAGUGGACCGGCGAGGAGCACAGUGCUAUCGACCAGGUUAAUCGGAUGGGCUUCACACAGCUGGUGGUGGAGACGGAUAACGAGGUGGGCACUGCGGCGCACCCCUCUGCCGUGGUGCCGACUCGGCCGACACUGGCGUCCCUGCUCAGCAACUACACCUACCCCGGAGGAGCUGACGCCGCCGGGUGCCGGCUGUCCGGGGACCAGUUCCGCUGUGUCUCCGGCGAGUGCAUCCCGCGCCUGUCCCGCUGUGACCUGCUGCGGGACUGCGCCGAUGGCAGUGACGAAAUGGUCUGCACGUGCGCCGACCGGCUCAACGCUCAGUUCCUCGAGAGGAAGAUUUGCGACGGCAUCAUCGACUGCCACGAUAGUACAGAUGAGCAAUUCUGCGACUGGUGUCAGCCCGGCCAGUUCAUCUGCCCGGGCGCCAAGCGGUGUGUACCGGCCGAGACUGUCUGUGACGGCGAGUACGACUGUCCGGACGGCGCCGACGAACACCAGUGUGUCACACUGGCCACGAGCAGGGCGACCGCCGACCAGCGCCGCUACCAGUCCGCCGGAUACCUGAUGGUGCGCCGCCGCGGCCAGUGGGGACCGCUCUGUGUCGACGAUUUCGACGCGCUCGUGCGUCGCACCGGCACGGACUGGAGUGUCCAGGAGCUGGGGAAGGCCGUCUGCAACGCUCUCACCUACAAUGAGACCACGGGCGUGUUCCGUACGGACUCGGCUCCAUCAUCCACCCGGAGACGGUCCCGCCGGCAGCGAGAGCGACGGGACGAUCCGUUCUACCGACUGGUGCUCUCAGAGGAUGCGCCGCGCAACACCUCAGACAGCACGAGCCUGGUGUUUGAGGAGGCCACCUGCCCCCGUCAGACGGCAGUACACAUCAGUUGUGACAGUCUCAAGUGCGGCCUGAGACCGCGCGUCAAACAGCGACGAGCACGGAUCGUGGGUGGCACCAACUCGAGCCCAGGCGCCUGGCCGUGGCAGGCGGCAAUGUAUAGGGACGGGGAGUACCAGUGCGGCGCCACACUCAUCUCAGACAGGUGGCUGCUCUCCGCCGGUCACUGCUAUCUCAGGUCGGCCACCAACCACUGGGUGGCCCGACUGGGCGCGUACCGGCGCGGCAGCACCCUACUAUCGCCGUUCGAAUCACUUCACCAGGUGUCCCACAUCAUCGUCCACCCAGACUAUGAGGAUGUUGGAUAUGUCAACGACAUCGCGCUGCUCCGGCUGGCCGACUCGGUCAGUAUGAGCGACUUUGUGCGCCCCGUGUGCCUGCCGCCGCGCCGCAACGAGGUCACUGAGGGCGCCAUCUGCUCAGUGAUCGGCUGGGGACAGCUGUUCGAGUCCGGCAGGAUAUUCCCCGACACCCUCCAAGAGGUGGAGCUGCUCAUCACCUCCCAGCAGUGCAAGAAGCGCACCUCCCGUCUGCCGCUGUACAAAAUUACCGACGAUAUGUUCUGUGCGGGGUACGACCGCGGCGGCCGCGACGCCUGCCUGGGCGACAGCGGCGGACCACUCAUGUGUCAGGAGCCAUCCGGCGAGUGGACGCUGACCGGUAUCACCAGUAACGGGUACGGCUGCGCGCGCGCCCUCCGGCCCGGCGUCUACACCAAGGUGGCUAACUACGUCGACUGGAUCGAGCGGAUCACCACGGGACCGCUGCCGCGCGCCCGACGCACCCGCUGCCGGGGUCACAGGUGUCCUCUGGGCCGCUGUCUGAAGCGGGACAGCGUCUGUGACGGCGUGGUGGACUGCGCUGACGGCAGCGACGAACGACAGUGCUCCUCCGCCGCGUAACGCCCGCCCGGCCGGCGCGGGCAUAACGAACUGUGACGCACCGGCAGCAAAUACCGUGAUAGUGAGACAAUGUUGUUUUGUUCCUGCGCGUUAUCCUUGUAUCCCGUGCCUUGGCGGCUGGCGUAUCGGUCGCCCGUCGGAGGCGACUGUGUAACUUGUAGCGGCGUGAGACGAGUGAUGGCAAGCGUUCUGUGAUUAAUGCGAGUCUUGCCACGUGCGCCAUGACUUGUGUAGCCGAGAUGGCGUCUGCCUCGCGCCGUGUGUAUUGGUAUGUGUGUGUGUGUGUGUGUGUGGGAGCGAGUGGACGCACGCGACUAUCAGCGACUAGGGACUGCAUCUGAGACGAUCUCGCCCGCGGUGCGGCGCCGCUGCUGGCAGGAGCGGUGGCGCCGCUGUUGUUAUACUCAGAUAUACAUUGUUAUUUAUGUGGAAGGGCAUCCCGGAUAUGUGUGAUAUGGAAUGCCGCCGCGGU
Amphibalanus amphitrite is the source of this 6574-nucleotide messenger RNA. RefSeq lists its product as uncharacterized. Gene Ontology annotation, cellular component: membrane. Gene Ontology annotation, molecular function: protein binding; serine-type endopeptidase activity. Lineage: Eukaryota; Metazoa; Arthropoda; Thecostraca; Balanomorpha; Balanidae. Gene Ontology annotation, biological process: acrosome reaction; proteolysis. The record is from RefSeq and is a predicted model, not a curated record.